CCAAGAUACUUUGGGAAGGGGAGAGGGGGAGGGGGGUCACGUGCCCAAGCCAGCUGCAGGCGCAUCACAUGAUCACUGGCUAAGCCUGCUCCGGCUCCAGCUCCUGCUCGCUCGCUGGCUGGCUGCCUGGCCGGCGGGGCUCCCGGGCACCUCCUGGUCUCCUGGGGUGAUGGCGAACGUGGCCAAGAAGGUGUCGUGGUCCGGCCGGGAGCGGGAGCCGUUCGGCCCAGGGGAGGCCACGCCGCUGCUCAACGGCACCAGGGUAGCCGCUGCCACCACCACCAGCUUCCGGCAGCUCACGCCAUCCUCCUCUUCCUCGCGCUUUGGGCGUCUGAGCAACGUGGAUCUCAGCGAUGACCAAGAACCAGAAAUGGAGGAGCCCCGGCCCCUCCCCAACGAGAUCCCCCACAGUGAGAAACUGCUCUCUCUCAAAUACGAGAGCUUAGAUUAUGACAACUGUGAGAAUCAGCUGUUCCUGGAGGAAGAGAAACGCAUCAACCACACGGCUUUCCGUACGGUGGAGAUUCGGCGCUGGGUCAUCUGUGCCAUGAUCGGGAUCCUGACUGGCCUUGUCGCCUGCUUCAUUGACAUUGUGGUGGAAUACUUGGCUGGCCUUAAGUACGAAUUGGUCAAGGGCAACAUUGACGGAUUCACUGAGACGGGACGCUUGUCUUUCUCGCUGCUUCUCUGGGCCACCCUAAAUGCAAGCUUUGUGAUGGUCGGUUCCGUGAUGGUAGCUUUUAUCGAGCCCGUGGCGGCCGGCAGUGGGAUCCCUCAGAUCAAGUGCUACCUCAACGGAGUCAAGAUCCCCCACGUGGUUCGCUUGAAG
Molecule: messenger RNA, 829 nt
Organism: Pogona vitticeps (central bearded dragon)
Lineage: Eukaryota; Metazoa; Chordata; Lepidosauria; Squamata; Agamidae
Source: RefSeq, a predicted model, not a curated record